Messenger RNA from Sinocyclocheilus anshuiensis, 848 nucleotides. RefSeq names its product Krueppel-like factor 10. Gene Ontology annotation, biological process: regulation of transcription by RNA polymerase II. The coding region runs from base 66 to 767 and encodes 233 amino acids. Lineage: Eukaryota; Metazoa; Chordata; Actinopteri; Cypriniformes; Cyprinidae. The record is from RefSeq and is a predicted model, not a curated record. The transcript has 3 exons. Gene Ontology annotation, molecular function: DNA-binding transcription factor activity, RNA polymerase II-specific; RNA polymerase II cis-regulatory region sequence-specific DNA binding.
CGUCACUGCUGAUUUCCACCAGUCCACCUCUGUGAGUGAGACGGGACACAAAGGUAACGUCAUGCAUGACUCCACCAUACAGCCCUGAUGGAGACCCGCACCUGGGGUCAGGGGUCACGGCUUCACCCGAGGCCAGAUCUCGAGCGGUCAGCGUGAUCUGGCACACUUCAGACGCAGACAUGAACCGUCAUCCCCCAUCAGCCCCUGCUGCAGCGGUGUCUGAUUCACUCUCAGCGAGCUCCAGCCCUCCUCUGGUGUCUGUGCUGUUUGUGGCCACAGCUUCAGUCGUGGUGAUUCUGCCCCCUGAACAAACAGCCACAGCGCCUUCAUGUGGUUUGAAGUUUACCACCAUCGCUCACGCUCCAGCCCGCGACUCGUCCGCAAACAGAGCCGUCCCGUCACGGCCCCGCGAUCACGUCUGCACUCAUCCCGACUGUGGGAAAAUAUACUUCAAAAGCUCCCACCUUAAAGCACACCUGAGAACACACACAGGAGAGAAGCCGUUCAGGUGCUGCUGGGACGGCUGCUUGCGGCGUUUUGCCAGAUCUGAUGAACUGUCUCGUCAUCGCCGCACGCACACAGGAGAGAAGCGUUUCUCCUGCCCCGUUUGCCACAGCCGCUUUGUGCGCAGCGACCACCUGGCAAAACACACGCGCCGCCAUCUAACAGCCAGGAGAACGGCAGUGUGGCAGAAGGAGGUUUACCGUCUGAACAGCAUCAGUGCUGUCUGUCACCUGCAGCCUCUGGCACCUAAAACUCAGAGCUGACAGUCAUCACACCUGUACUCGUUUAACUGUUUAUAUAUAUACACUACUGCUCCAACGUUUGGAAUCAUUAGGAGUUUUUAA